AUGCAGCCCACCGAGCCCUGGAGCCCCGGGUGGGCGCCGGCGUCCUGGGACUACUCGGGCUCGGGCGCGCUGGCCGAGCUGGAGCUGUGCCCCUCCGGCGACCUGCCCUACGGCUACGCCUACAUCCCCGCGCUCUACCUGGCGGCCUUCGCCGUGGGCCUGCUGGGCAACGGCUUCGUGGUGUGCCUGCUGGCCGGGCGGCGCGGCCCGCGGCGGCUCGUGGACACCUUCGUGCUGCACCUGGCGGCCGCCGACCUGGGCCUGGUGCUCACGCUGCCGCUGUGGGCCGCGGCGGCGGCGCGCGGGGGCCGCUGGCCCUUCGGCGAGGGCCUCUGCAAGCUGAGCAGCUUCGCGCUGGCCGCGUCGCGCUGCGCGGGCGCGCUGCUGCUGGCCGGCCUGAGCGUCGAUCGCUACCUGGCCGUGGUCAGGCUGCUGGACGCGCGGCCGCUGCGCACUCGGCGCUGCGCGCUGGCCGCUUGCUGCGGCGUGUGGGCGGCGGCGCUGCUGGCCGGCCUGCCGGCGCUCGUCUACCGCGGGCUGCAGCCGCUGCCCGGCGGCGGAGGCAGCCAGUGCGGGGAGGAGCCCUCGGACGCCUUCCAGGGCCUCGGCCUGCUGCUCCUGCUGCUCACCUUCGUGCUGCCGCUGGCCGUCUCCGUCUUCUGCUACUGCAGCGUCUCGCGCCGCCUGCGCAGGCCGCCGCACGUGGGCCGCGCCCGCAGCAACUCGCUGCGCAUCAUCUUCGCCGUGGAGAGCACCUUCGUGGGCUCCUGGCUGCCUUUCGGCGCCCUGCGGGCCGUCUUCCACCUGGCGCGCCUGGGGGCGCUGCCGCUGCCCUGCCCUCUGCUGCUGGCGCUACGCUGGGGCCUCGCCGUCGCCACCUGCCUGGUCUUCGUCAACAGCUGCGCCAACCCGGUCAUCUACCUCCUGCUGGACCGCUCCUUCCGCGCCCGGGCCCGGCACGGGCUGUGCCGGCGCGCGGGCCUCGGGGGGCGCAGGGUCAGCUCGGCCUCCUCGCUCUCCAGGGACGACAGCCCGGUGUUCUGGGGCCGGCCGCACGGCGCCAACACCCUCUCGUGCGUCCUGUAG
Molecule: messenger RNA, 1086 nt
Organism: Lepus europaeus (European hare)
Lineage: Eukaryota; Metazoa; Chordata; Mammalia; Lagomorpha; Leporidae
Gene: GPR25
Product: G protein-coupled receptor 25
Exons: 1
Coding region: 1-1086 (361 amino acids)
Biological process (GO): G protein-coupled receptor signaling pathway; immune response
Cellular component (GO): membrane
Molecular function (GO): G protein-coupled receptor activity
Source: RefSeq, a predicted model, not a curated record